CGGCCGGGUUGGGGUGUUCUAUGUACUGCUUCCCGCUCUCCUCCCGUCUUCCUCCUUUCCUGCGAUGCGUUUCGAUGCGCGGCGUUGCACUGCGCUGCAACAACACCACCGUCGUUGGCUAGCGGUGAGGACGCCGCAAUGGCUCAGUGGCUCACUGGACGGUGGACGGUGGCAUGGCAUGGCAUGGCGUUGUUCAAUUCAUGCUUUGGCAGGACAAUGGCCAAUGGGAGGGCAGAUCGCCGGCUCGGUUCGUAGCCGAAGUCAAGGGCUGGAUGCGGCCGGUGACAGAUGGCAGGGCAUACAUACAUAGACAUUGACAUCUUUUUUUGCGCCGCCAAACGGAUUUUUUUUGUUGUGUGUGUUCAGUUUUUCGACUCGACUCGACUCCAUGGUUCUGCUGUCGCAGCCUGUGCCCCCCGCCUUCUUGCCCCCCGCCGCCGUCGCCGCCGCCGCUGCUGCUGAUUGCGGGGCCCCAGACGAGCUGCGCCAUGGAUCCCGACGUCGAGAAGGAGCCGUCACCACCUGUUCCUAGUGCCGACAGCGCCUUCGCUCCCGCCGCCAUCUCCGCCAUCUCCGCCAAGUCGCACGACGUGCCACAACAGCAGCAGCCGCAUGGCAACGACAUCUCGCUGCGCGCCGUCGCGCCCGUCGACGUCCAGGUGCGCAAUCUCAGCGUCGCAGUGGACGUCUCGCCCAGUGGGCCAGCGCCGCUCCUCCGCUCGCUGCUGUCCGGCUCCUCCUCCGCAAACCCCGCCGCCCAAAAACAAUGGAAGACGAUCCUGGCCGACGUGUCCGCGGACAUGGCAGCCGGCAGCCUGACGGCCAUCAUAGGCGGCAGCGGCAGCGGCAAGACGACGCUGCUGAACGUGGUCGCGGAGCGGAUGCGAGGGCGGCGCCUGCGCGUCUCUGGCAACGCGCUGUUUAACGGGCAGCCGGCUGCGCUGACGAAUCUCAGCUCCGCGUACGUCAUGCAGCAGGACGUGCUGGAGCCGACGCUCACGGUGCGCGAGACGCUACGCUACGCGGCGGACCUGCGGCUGGGGGCGGGGGUGAGGGCGGCCGAGCGGCGCCGCGUCGUCGAGGAGGUGAUAUUGGAGCUGGGGCUGAAGGAGGCGGCGGACACGCGCGUCGGGAACCAUGCCCAUAAGGGGUGUAGUGGGGGGGAGAAGAGACGGACCAGUAUUGGCGUCCAGUUGCUUGCAAAUCCCUCGGUCCUGUUCCUUGAUGAGCCGACCACCGGGCUGGACUCUACCAGUGCGUACCAGCUGGUGCGGACGCUGAAGAACCUCGCGGCCAAAGGGAGGACCAUCAUCACGACCAUCCACCAGCCCCGCUCCGAGAUCUGGAACCUCUUCGACAACCUCGUCCUCCUAGCCAAAGGCACCCCCGCCUACUCCGGCCCCGCCGCCUCAAGCCUCCCCUACUUCAGCAGCCUAGGGCACCCGCUGCCGCCCUUUGUAAACCCCGCCGAACACCUCAUCGACAUUGUGGCGAUCGACAUCCGAACCGCAGAAGCAGAGGCAGCGUCUUCCGCCCGCGUCGAGCGCAUCAAAGCCGCUUGGCGGAGCAAAGAAUCCACUCUAUUCACCGACACCAACGAUGUCUCAACAUGCGUCCAAGACCCCGCGACCACCACCACCCCACCCAAAAGCACAAGCACAAAACACCACCACGCGGCCUUCGCACGCCAAACCGCCGUCCUGACCGCCCGCACCUGGACCACCACCCUCCGCGACCCGAUGGGCAUGGCGGGCAGCCUGGUCGAAGCCACCAGCAUGGGCAUCAUCACCGGCUACAUUUUCUACCAACUCGGUUCGGACCAAGCCGGGAUCCGGUCACGGCAAGGCGCGUUAUACAAUGCCUCGGCACUGCAAGGCUACCUGAUCCUGCUGUACGAGGUCUACCGGCUCACAAUCGACAUCAGCGUGUUCGACCGCGAGCGCAGCGAGGGCGUCGUCGGCGUGCCUGCGUUCUUGCUGUCCCGCCGCUUGGCGAGGGUGCUGGUCGAGGACGUGCCGGUGCCGCUGCUAUUUUCGCUGAUCUUUUACUUCAUGGCCGGGUUCAGGGCGGAUGGCGCGCAGUUCUUGACGUUUUUCGCCGUUAUGCUGCUCGAACAGUAUAUUGCUGUCUGCUUCGCCAUGACCUGUGUCGCUGUGAGUAGGAACUUUGCCGGCGCGAGUCUGGUCGCCAAUAUGGCGUAUACGCUGCAGAGUAUGGCGUGUGGGUACUUUAUCCAGAGUAACUCGAUCCCGGUGUAUGUGCGGUGGACGAAGUGGAUUGCUUAUGUGUACUACGCCUUCGGCGCGCUCAUCUCCAACGAAUUCCACAACCACGUCUACGCCUGCCCGGACGCCGACCCCUCCUCCCCCGCCUGCGCGCAGUACCAAGGCGCCUACAUCAUCGCAUCGCUCGGCUUCCCCACGCACGGCUGGAUCUGGCGCCCCAUCAUCAUCCUGCUCGCCUUCGCACUAGCCUUCUACCUGGGCGCCGGCCUGAUCCUGCGGUUCUGGAAAACCGAGCUCCAGAUCUCGCGCGCGCGCGCCGACGACGACAGCGACGCCUCCGCGGGCAAGGAAGUCAUCUCCCCCCGCGCGAAGGACGAGGUCCGCGCCGUGGGCAUCCGGCUCGAGGACUUUGCGCUCGAUGUCCAGAAGCGCUCGUGGUAUGGGGGCGAGGGGAGGAGGUUGCAGGUCCUGAGGCCCCUGAAGGCACGGUUUGAGCCCGGCGUGCUGAAUGUCGUUAUGGGGCCGUCGGGGUCGGGGAAGACGACGCUGCUGAACGCUAUGGGCAGACGGUUGAGAAACGAUUGGUUGACGCGCUAUCAUGCCCACGGCGCGAUGCUGGUUAAUGAUAAGUUGCCCUCGGAUCGCGUCGUCGAGUCUGUUGUCUCGUAUGUGACGCAGGACGAUGACGCACUGCUCUCGUCUUUGACGGUGCGGGAGACGCUGCGCUUCGCAGCAGGCCUCCGCCUCCCCUCCUGGAUGAGCACGGCCGAAAAGCACGCGCGCGCAGAAUCCAUCCUCCUGAAAAUGGGGCUCAAAGACUGCGCCGACACGCUCAUCGGCAACGAGCUCGUCAAGGGCAUCAGCGGCGGCGAAAAGCGGCGCGUCACCAUCGCGGUGCAAAUCCUGACAGAGCCGCGGGUGCUGCUGCUAGACGAGCCGACAAGCGGGCUCGACGCCUUCACCGCGGCCUCCAUCAUCGACGUGCUGCGCGGGCUGGCGGACGAAGGGCGUACGCUAAUUCUCACGAUCCACCAGAGCCGCUCGGAUCUGUUUGCGUGCUUUGGCACCGUGCUGUUGCUUGCGCGCGGCGGGUUCCCGGUUUACGCGGGCCCUGGGAGCGAGAUGUUGGGCUAUUUUGAACGCUUGGGGUUUCCGUGCCCUCGCUCGACGAAUCCGGCCGAUUUUGCCCUCGAUCUUAUUACCGUCGAUUUGCAGCAUGCGGCGCGCGAGGCGGCGAGUCGUGAGAAGGUGCAGACGCUUAUUGAGGCGUGGGGGCAGUCGUCUGCGCCCGCGUCCUCGCAUAACAAUGACAACAACAACACCGCCUCCACGACCGACGAUGCCGCAGCAGCACACACGCACGCGCCCGCGGAGCUCGGCAGCCUCGCCCGCGUCGCCGCCCCCUUCCGCACGGCAUACCCGCUGCUCGUGCAGCGCGCCCUCCUCAACAUCCGGCGGCAGCCACCAUUAAUGCUGGCGCGGAUCAUGCAAGUCGUCGGGCUCGGGCUGAUUCUCGCGCUCUUCUUCGCGCCGCUCAAGCAUAACCAAGCCAGCAUCCAGAACCGGCUGGGCUUCAUCCAAGAAAUCGCGCCCAUCUACUUCGUCGGCAUGCUGCAGAACGUCGCCGCCUACCCCGCCGACCGCGACGUCUUCUACCGCGAGCACGACGACGGCGCGUACGGCGUCGAGGCGUUUUUCGCGGCGUACACGACGCUGGAAGCGCCGUUCGAGGCCGUGACGGCGCUGCUGUUUGCCGUGCUGGCGGACCUGGCGGUCGGGCUGCCCAGAACCGUCGACGUGUUUUUCGUCGUCGCCAUGAACUGCUUCUGCAUCGUCAGCUGCGGCGAGAGCCUCGGCAUCGUGUUCAACACGCUGGUGCCGCACACGGGCUUCGCCGUCAACGUGACCAGCGUGUUCUUGAGCGUCGCGCAGAUCAUGGGCGGGAUUAUGAGUCUGGAUAUGCCCCCGUUCCUGCGGGACAUGAACUUCCUCAGCCCCGUCAAGUAUGUCGUUGGCAGUUUGGCGCCGUGGACGCUGGAAGGGAUAAGGUUCUCGUGCGAGGAUGGCCAGCGCCUGCCCGGGGGCGGCUGUCCGAUUGAGAGCGGUGAGCAGGUUUUACGCCUGUAUGGCCUCGAUGGCGAUAGGAGACUGAAUUUGGUUUGGCUCGCGGUUUGUACGCUCGUUUAUCGCGCGGUGGCGUUUGUGGUGUUGAAGGCGAAGAGGGAGCGGUGGGGCGUGAGGAGGGGGAGGGGUGGGGCGUAGGUAAGAGUGGAGUGGUUCUUUUGAUGUUUUCAUGAUGGGAGGUUGUCAAGACGCUGUUCGUUGCCCAACUUAUCCUCGGCUCCCGAGUAAUCUAAUGCAUUUACACGCUUUUACAUGUCUCGUUAUCUACAAUCUAUAUACACUAUACACAUUCUCUUCUCUAUCCGAC
Molecule: messenger RNA, 4656 nt
Organism: Aplosporella prunicola CBS 121167
Lineage: Eukaryota; Fungi; Ascomycota; Dothideomycetes; Botryosphaeriales; Aplosporellaceae
Exons: 6
Coding region: 489-4487 (1332 amino acids)
Cellular component (GO): membrane
Molecular function (GO): ABC-type transporter activity; ATP binding; ATP hydrolysis activity
Source: RefSeq, a predicted model, not a curated record